UUCCCAACAAUUUCAAGAGCUCAACUCAAAAAAACUCAUUUCCUUCCAAAAAAAAAGCUCUCUCCUUCUCUAUCAAAUCUAGUCUGAAUCGAAGAAUGGGCUAUGAACUUCCUCCUGGUUUCAGAUUCCACCCAACAGACGAGGAGCUUAUCGUCUACUACCUUCGCAACCAGGCCAUGUCGCUGCCCUGCCCUGCCCCCAUCAUACCCCAACUGAACAUCUACAAAUUCGAUCCAUGGGAACUACCUGGGAAAUCAGAGCUCAGCGAGGGAGAGUGGUACUUCUUCACCCCUCGUGACCGCAAAUACCCAAACGGCUUGCGGCCGAAUAGAGCAACCGCGUCUGGAUACUGGAAGGCCACCGGAACCGACAAAGCCAUUUACAGCAGGUCUCGCUCUGUUGGCGUGAAGAAAGCGCUUGUUUUCUACCAAGGCCGCCCGCCUAAGGGGUGCAAGACUGACUGGAUCAUGCACGAGUAUCGGCUACACAACGACACCCACAGCCCCUUCAAGGCUAACAAAUCCAUGAUAUUGGACGAAUGGGUGCUGUGUAGGAUAUACCAGAAGAGGCAGACCAGGAGGAAUACAGAGGAUGUGGUGUGCGGAAUAGAAACGCCUGUGCAAGAGGAAUCUGCCAUGGAGAAUGAAGAUUAUGAGAAGGAGCCAAUGUUUCCACGUUCAUGCUCUUUGGUUCAUCUUCUGGAGGCAGAUUACUCUCAGCUUUUUGGGGACUCGGCUUUGGGCUCCAUUGACGACCUCUUUGAAAGCUGCAUCGGGGAUGAUGGAGACACUCCUAUUGAAGAUUCAGCAACCAUGAGGAUAGCUGGGAAUCACAACGUGCUGUUUGGAAACCAGAUUUUUGUGGAUCCAAUUUUCCAGCACUAGGGAGCUUAAUCUCAGAAGAGGGGAGUCGUGCAAGACGGAAAUCGGCCAUGAACCUCUUCUUCCAGAAUAGGAAAAAAAAUCUACAAAAUAUUGCCAGAGGGUGUCUCUAAAUAGAUGAUGCUCGGUGGAAUGAAAAGCUCAAUUUGCUGUUUCCUUAAGACAAAAACUUUUAAUUUAAAGUUUAUACUAUAAAAUAUACUGAUCAAUUAGUAUAUCCAGAAGAACAGAGCUCAAUUGAAAUUCAAAGUUAAAUCCCACCAAAUCUCACAAAUUGAGCAUCUUCUCAGAGCCAGUCUUGAAAUUGAUAGAUAAAUCAUCCAAGCGCACAUAUAACAUUAGGACUAAUCUGUAAUCAACUAGAACACAAGUGACAAGAUGAAAGAAUCCAGCAGUUUGCAAUUUGGGUUGGAUUGGAUUGGUAUAAAGGGUUGUUUGUAUUACCAUCUGAACUAAUCCAUCAAGCAAAUGUUUUAAGACAAGAACCAUAUUACCAAAAAGCGUCCUCAUGUAUAAGAGAUAUUUUCUCACACUUCACGAAUUAUAUAUUUUUUUCCAA
Molecule: messenger RNA, 1440 nt
Organism: Dendrobium catenatum
Lineage: Eukaryota; Viridiplantae; Streptophyta; Magnoliopsida; Asparagales; Orchidaceae
Product: NAC domain-containing protein 2
Exons: 3
Coding region: 96-884 (262 amino acids)
Biological process (GO): regulation of DNA-templated transcription
Molecular function (GO): DNA binding
Source: RefSeq, a predicted model, not a curated record